Messenger RNA from Angiostrongylus costaricensis, 261 nucleotides. The record is from the annotation of a GenBank genome assembly. Lineage: Eukaryota; Metazoa; Nematoda; Chromadorea; Rhabditida; Metastrongylidae.
AUGGCCCCGCCUCCAUUUUAUGCUAUCUCUGUAUCGGUGUUGCUCAUAAAAGUUUGUUCUCGUUGUCCUACAUUCAGUGAUGUCGCUGCGAUACCGUGCAUGGUACCAGAAGCUAGAGUUGCGAAGAACGAAGUCGACGCUUUGUCUCUGGACAACUGUCCGUCCGUCGGAUCCCCUCCGCCCAGCGCGCCAAUGCGUCAUCGUUCCCCAUCGGGCGACUUCGCUCAUGUUCUCAGCGACGCUCCUCCCAUCCGGGGGUAG